AUUAAUCUGUGUCCUGAAAAAAAAUACUGUCAAAAAUUGUUUGGCUGGCUUUGGUCAAAUAUUUUUCGCUUUAUUUGCGUAUUUUGAGGAAUUUUGUUACAUUUAUUGGUUAAUACUCUACAAUUGACUUGCCUCAGCUACUGGAAAAUAUCAUAGCAAGUGACGGUAUCGAGACAAGGUUACUAGAGGUGGUGUUUAGCUACAACGACUGUGAUAGCUGCCGUGAAGAAACAGUGAGAUGUCGGCCCGCUUUCCGGGGCCUGCUGCCGGCAGCCCGGGUGCGCCGGCCCCGCUGCCACCAGGUCCUCCUGCCCGCUAUGCAGCUGCGCCGCCGCCCACGCCGCCCAACGCACCCAGACCUUACCCGGGGCCCAACUUCCCUCAACAAAGAGGUGGAUUCAGUAGUGCACCCCUGCCGGCCCUGGGCGCGCGGGGCCCCGCUCCGGGCGGCUACGCACAGCCGCCGCCGCGCCCCGCGCCGCCCGCCAAGAGGCCGCCCGACGCGCGCUCGCCCAUGCCGCCGCAACUCAACAAACAGAUGUACCCCAGUGGUGAUGGCUACCUUCCCGGUGGAGCAGCAGCCAAGCGCAAGAAGCGUUUAGCAGACAAAGUUCUGCCGCAGAAAGUUCGUGACUUAGUGCCAGAGUCGCAGGCCUACAUGGACCUGCUGGCCUUCGAGAGGAAGCUGGACGCCACCAUCAUGCGCAAGAGACUCGACAUACAGGAGGCACUCAAGAGACCCAUGAAGCAGAAGAGGAAACUCAGGAUAUUCAUCUCUAAUACUUUCUAUCCAGGACAAGGCGAUAACGCAGUGGCGUCGUGGGAGCUGCGAGUGGAAGGGCGCCUGCUUGACGACUCCAAGAAUGAUCCCAACAAGGUGAAGCGCAAGUUCUCGUCGUUCUUCAAGUCGCUGGUGAUCGAGCUGGACAAGGAGCUGUACGGGCCCGACAACCACCUGGUGGAGUGGCACCGCACGCACACCACGCAGGAGACCGACGGCUUCCAGGUGAAACGUCCCGGCUACAAGAACGUGCGCUGCACGAUCCUGCUGCUGCUCGACUACCAGCCUCUGCAGCUCAAGCUGGACGCCCGCCUGGCGCGCCUUCUGGGCGUGCACACGCAGACGCGGCCCGUGGUGGUGAACGCGCUGUGGCACUACGCGCGCACGCACCGCCUGCAGGACCCUAGAGAGAGAGAGUAUCUGGUGUUCGACAAGUACUUGGAGCAGAUCUUCGGGUGUUCGAGGAUGAAGCUGGCGGAGAUCCCGGGGCGGCUGUCGAGCCUGCUGCACGCGCCGGACCCCAUCGUCAUCAACCACGUGAUCGGCGUGGAGGCGCCGCACGACGCCAAGCAGACCGCCUGCUAUGACAUCGAUGUCGAGGUGGACGACUCGCUGAAGGCCCAGAUGAACGCGUUCCUGAUGAACACGUCCAACCAGCAGGAGAUCAUGCAGCUCGACACCAAGAUACACGACACCGUGGACACCAUCAACCAGCUGAAGACGUCGCGCGAGUUCUUCCUCAGCUUCAGCAAGGACCCGCAGCUCUUCACGCAGAAGUGGCUCGUCAGCCAGUCCCGGGACCUCAAGACGAUGACCGGCGAGGGGUCCAGCACGGCAGCGGGCGGCGAGGGCGGGCGGCGCGCGGAGUGGUGGGGCGGCGCGUGGUGCGGCGAGGGCGUGUCGCGCUACCUGUCGUCGCGCGCCGCCGCCCGUCGCCGCGACCUGGACUUGGCGGCGAGACCCGCGCUCACACGCCUGUAGACGGGUUAAGGGGAUAGUUC
This is a messenger RNA of Plutella xylostella (diamondback moth), 1782 nucleotides long. NCBI's taxonomy places the organism in Eukaryota, Metazoa, Arthropoda, Insecta, Lepidoptera, Plutellidae. The record is from RefSeq and is a predicted model, not a curated record.